AUGGAAUUGCAAGGGGCGGCGGUCAAUGUCCGCUCCACCAUUGCCCAAGGGUCGCAAAUCUCGCAGCUCAGGCCGGGGCCGGUUCGGCCAUUCAUGAACUGUCCAAGUUCCCAUGGCACCAUGCAUCAUGGAAGCUUGACGGCCCAGCCAGCCAGCCAGCCAGACGUGCUUCAUUCCUCGGCCAUGGUUUUUUGGUCGCUCGAGCCUUGCUCCGCUUCGCAGUCCAUCCUGGUCCUGGUAUGUAUGCUUGUUUCCCCUACUCCACGUCCUCCUCUCUGUGGCUCCCUCGACCUCUCGCCUCGACCUCUCGAGGGUUUUGUCUGA
This is a messenger RNA of Ustilaginoidea virens, 324 nucleotides long. RefSeq lists its product as uncharacterized. The record is from RefSeq and is a predicted model, not a curated record. Bases 1 to 324 code for a protein of 107 amino acids. The transcript has a single exon. Lineage: Eukaryota; Fungi; Ascomycota; Sordariomycetes; Hypocreales; Clavicipitaceae.